Messenger RNA from Peromyscus californicus insignis, 4000 nucleotides. It is a transcript of the gene Ccdc138, whose product is annotated as coiled-coil domain containing 138. Bases 2368 to 3597 code for a protein of 409 amino acids. The record is from RefSeq and is a predicted model, not a curated record. Lineage: Eukaryota; Metazoa; Chordata; Mammalia; Rodentia; Cricetidae. The transcript is spliced from 9 exons.
AUUAGAUGCUAAUAUUUAACACUUGUAUUUAGGAAAUCUAAGUAAGCCUUAAAACAUUUCAGCUAGAAUUUUAUUAAAUUUGUUAGCUUUAUUAUAAGAUUCUUGUAAACAUUAAUAAAAUAUUUAUAUUCUUGCUUCUUUUUCAUCUGCUUUGACAAAUAGCUGAUAUAUUUGGCAAUUAAAAAAAUUAAAAAUAACUUUACUAGAUUAACAACAAGCCCAGGGACUGGAAAGAUGGCUCAGUGAUUAUGACCCUUGACUGCUCUUCUGGAGGACUGAGUUCAGCUCCUAGCAUCCACAUGUGUAGUGAGAGGCUUUUCUGUGUCCCGCCCUGUCCUACAGCAGGCUUCCAAAUAAUCACUCAGAGGCGUAUAUUAAUUGCAAAUGCUUGACCAUUAUCUCAGGCUUAUUACUAACUAGCUCUGCACUUAAAGAUUUAUUUAUUUAUUUAUUAUGUAUAUAGCAUGUAUACCUGCACACCAGAAGAGGGCACCAGAUCACCAGAUCUCAUUACAGAUGGUUGUGAGCCACCAUGUGGUUGCUGGGAAUUGAACUCAGGACCUCUGGAAGAGCAGUCAGUGCUCUUCUUAACCUCUCCAUCCCCCCCAUAGCUCUACACUUAAAAUUAACCCAUAAUUCUUUUUUUUUUUUAAGAUUUAUUUAUUUUAUGUAUGAGUGCUCUAUUGACUUUAUGCCAGAAGAGGAUAUCAGAUCCCACUAUAGAUGGUUGUGAGCCACCAUGUGGGUGCUGGGAAUUGAACCCGGGUCCUCUGGAAGAGCAGUCAGUGCUCUUAACCACUGAGCUAUCUCUCCAGCCCCAAAAUUAACCCAUAAUUCUUACCUAUGUUUAGCCACAUGGCCAGGUACCUUUUCUCAGUGCCGCAUUCUCAUCUUGCUUCCUUUGUGUCUGGCUGGAGAUUCCUGACUCUGCCCUUCUUCUUCCCAGAAUUCUCCUGGUCUGGUUGUGGUUGCUCCACUUACACUUCCUGCUGGGCUACUGCCCAAUCAAUGUUUUGUUUUGUUUUUUUUCCCUGAGACAGGGUUUCUCUGUGUAGCUUUGUGCCUUUCCUGGAACUCACUCUGUAGUCCAGGCUGGCCUUGAACUCACAGAGAUCCGCUUGGCGCUGCCUCCCUAGUGCUGGGAUUAAAGGCAUGCGCCACCACCUCCCAGCCCAAUCAAUGUUUUAUUAAGCCAAUUCAAGUGACAAAUCUUUAUAGUGUACAAGAACAUUAUUCCACAGCACACAUGGAGGUUCACAACUGUCUUUAACUCUAGUUUUAGGGGAUCUGAUGCCCUCUUUGGCCUCCAUAGGUACUGCAUGCUUUUGGUGCAUAGACAUGCAUACAGACAAAGCACCCAUUGUCUUAGGGGUUUCUAUUGCUGUGAAGAGACACCAUGACCAGGGCAACUCUUAGAAAGGAAAAUAUUUAAUUGGGGCUGGCUUACAAUUCAGAGGUUUAGUUCAUUAUCAUCAUGGCAGGAAGCAUGGUGGCAUAAGGCAGACAUGGUGCUGGAGAGGUAGCUGAGAGUUCUACAUCUGGAUACAUAAGCAGCAAGAAGAGACAAUGAGCCACUAGGUCUGGCUUGAGCUUCUGAGACCUCAAAGCCCACCCCCUAGUGACACUUCCUCCAAUAAGGCCACACCUACUCCAGCAAGGCCACAUCUCUUCAUAGUGCCACUUCCAUUGGCCUAUGGGGGUCAUUGUCUUUCAAACCACCACACCUGUGUACUUCUUUUUUUAAAGCAAGCACAAGAAAAAACUUGGCAAUUUGAGAAUGAAUCAACUUUUAGACAUUGAUUUAGGCUUAAAUACUUACUAUAACUGUGUACUACUACUAAUUUAAACCAAGUAUUUACUAAAUGUUGGGCACUGUGCUAGACAUAAGCCUUUUUGCUCAUACUCUUUCUUGUGUAUAAAAUGGUACUAUAUUGUACAAUAACACAUAUAUGAGUUGUAAUUAUUGUCAAUACAUAAUCCUAAAAUUGCUUAGCAGAAAUGUUUCUGUGAGUUUUAACUUCUUUAUUUCUUCCUUCUGUUAAUUUUUUACCUAAAAAGUGAAAAUGAGGGCAUAUGGGUGAAGACAGAGAAAGGGCUGAUUAUGUGUAUUGGCUUAGUUAGGGUUUCUAUUGCUGUGAUUAAACACCAAGACCAAAAGCAACUUGGGAACGAAAGUGUUUAUUUCAUCUUACAGUAGUAGUCUUAUGCUGUAGUCUAGCAUAAUGGGAAGUCAGGGCAGGAACUUGAAGCAGAAGCUGAAGCAGAGGUCGUGGAAGGGUGCUGCUUCCUGCUCAGCCUGUUUUCUUAGACUGUCCAGGACCAUCUCCCAAGGGUGGCACUGCCCCCAGCAAACUGGGUCCUCCUCACAUGUCAAUCACUGAUCAAGAAAAUGACCCACAACUUACCUGCAGGCCAGUCUAUGAAGACAGUUUCUCAGUAAAGAUUCCCAUUUCCCAGCUAAAUGAAGUAAGUGAAGAAAACAGGAAGAUGGAGAUCCAGGCCAAAAGAGUUCAAGCUCGUUUAGAUAACCUACAGAGGAAGUAUGAGUUCUUGACAGUACAGAAGCUGAAAGGAGAUUCCCAUGCUGCUCCUGAAAUGAAAAAUUUAAAACAAGAAAAAGUACCGGUUUCAAAACCUUUCAAGACAGCACUCAAUGGACAAUUAUAUGAACUGUUAAUUGUUUUCAUGGACUGGAUCUCAGACCACCAUCUUAACAAAGUGGAGCCUGAAGAACCUAGUGUGAAUGGUGAAAAACCAUCACUCAAACCUUCCCAGAGAAGUGACAUUCAAGAGAAGUGUGUGAAGCUUCUGCCUCUGAUGACAGAGCAGCUCCAGUGGAUGCCAUUUGUGAACACCAAACUGCACGAGCCAUUUAUAAAGUUUAUUUAUUGGUCUAUAAGGCAGCUGGAUGCUGGAACACAGCAUUCAACUAUGACCUCAACACUGAGGAGACUGGGUGAAGACAUAUUUAAAGGAGUGGCAAUUAAAGGAAUUCAGGAUAAUUCUUCAGAGCAUUCUGUAGAGAACAAACCAAAGACAGCAGUAUUCUUCAGGAGCUCCAGUUUGCCGCUGAGAUUUUUAUCAACCUUGAUUGUCCUUAAAACAGUCACUCAAGCUGACUACCUAGCUCAAGCAUUUGAUUCCCUUUGUUUGGACUUGAAGACAGAUGAAGGAAAAGCCUUAUUUUUGGAGUACCAAGCUGUUCCAGUAAUACUGAGACACCUGAGGAUUUCCAGCAAAGGGCUCUUAUCCAACGUCAUUGAUAGUCUGCUUCAGAUGACAGUAGAAUCACCCUCCUUGCAGCCUUUCCUGGAAGCCUGUAGCAACUCUUUGUUUUUCCGGACUUGUUCUGUGCUGCUCCGAACCCCUAAACUUGAUCUUCAUAUCCUAGAAAAGCUCAGUAUUAUCCUACAGAAGCUCUCCAAAAUCAAGGGUAAUAAGAAGCUCUUUGAAGUUUUUACCAUUCACCUGAUGCUUCAGGAAAUACAAAGGACAACACAUCCAGAGCACGCCUUUCUCUGCAUUAACCUAAACUCAACUCUGUUCAAUCUGGGUUUGACAAAAUGUAACUCCCUGGUCUCCAGUACAAGCCAUUAGAAAAGUGUGUGUGUGUGUGUGUGUGUGUGUGUGUGUGUGUGUGUGUGUGUGUGUGUAUGUGUGUGUGAUCUGUGUAUGUAUAUAUCUGUUCCUUAUCUGUAAAAGUGUAAAAAUCACCAAAGUAAGAUUCUACAGAGUAAAGUUAUCAGCAGCAUCAUUUAUCAUGAAAGAUAGCCAGAAAAAAUUUCAGCUAUGUAAAUGAGAGCAUAGAAGGUAUGGAUGUUUUAGAAUGUUUCAGUUAAGGUAAUAGUAAUGUACAAGGUGGCAUUUCCAGAACUUAAGGCAUUGGGGUUACUUUUUAUAAAAAUAUUUUAGGAGAAAUCUUUCUUGAAAUUAUGUGAUUAUUUGGAAUAUAAUUUGUUCUUAUGUGGAAAUAAACUAUGCUAUUAUUUUUGCCCCUUAA